AAUAAAAAGCAAAGAAAAAAGCGUAAACUAUAGAUAAAUAAGACUUAUGUCGCGGACUUUGGUGUCCCGCGCGAAAAUGGGGCAAGGGAUAUGAAAACAAAAACAAAAUAAUUUAGGUUUUUGUAACUCUUUUCUGUGUUUUUAUAAAUUGACCAUGGCUCAACCCAUUGCUAGAAGAUUGCUUGUUGUUGGUGGUUCAGGAUUCCUUGGCUCCCAUAUCUGUAAACUCGCUGCGAACAAGGGCUGGGAAACUGUGAGUUUAAGUCGAAGAGGAGAACCUGAACUAUUUAAGCAAUAUGGUAAACCUGAUUGGGCCGAAAAAGUUCAAUGGGCUCAAGGUGACUCAUUGGAUCCAGCAUCCUAUAAGGAUCUGAUAAAAGACGUGACCAAUGUUGUGCACACUGUUGGUAUCUUAAUGGAAAAUGAUUACAAAAACAUUGCACAAGCACAAACUUUAUGUGAAGCAGCCAGUGGUGUUCCUCGCAUAAUUUUGGGCAUGAAUGAUCAAGGAAAUCCUCUUGAUCCUAAAUCAAAUGAUCGCCCUAGACCUACCUACGAAAUGAUGAAUAGAGAUACAGCCACGACCAUCGCUGACGAGGUGGCCAAAUUAGAUUCCAUUCGCUCAUUUACUUAUAUAUCCGCAUCCGACGUCUUUCCUUUAAUUGAUCCUCGCUAUAUCACAACAAAGAGAGAAGCUGAACGCUACCUUUUCAGACAUGAUGAAUUUAAAACCGUUGUACUCCGUCCAGGCUUUAUGUAUAAUGUUCAAAGACCGUCUGCAGUGCCUAUUGCUGGUGCACUUCAAUUCAUAAACGCAGUGACUAGUCCCUUUAAAAAAGGUAUUGCAAGUUUGCCACUCGGUAAAUUUAUCACUACACCUCCUUUACAGACUGAGCAAGUAGCAAGGGCUGUUAUUGCUGGUAUUGAAACUGAGGAAGCUGGUAUAUUUGAUGUAGAGGGUAUUGAACAGUUAAGCCGUGUUACAAUUUAAAGUUUUAUGCUUGGGUGUGCGUGAUCUUUUUUUUUUUUUUUUUUUUUUUUUUUUACAUGAAUAUAAAGAUGCAU
This is a messenger RNA of Mucor mucedo, 1065 nucleotides long. RefSeq lists its product as uncharacterized. The record is from RefSeq and is a predicted model, not a curated record. Gene Ontology annotation, cellular component: mitochondrion. Bases 155 to 991 code for a protein of 278 amino acids. NCBI's taxonomy places the organism in Eukaryota, Fungi, Mucoromycota, Mucoromycetes, Mucorales, Mucoraceae. Gene Ontology annotation, molecular function: protein-containing complex binding. The transcript has 6 exons.